Messenger RNA from Rotaria socialis, 1167 nucleotides. NCBI's taxonomy places the organism in Eukaryota, Metazoa, Rotifera, Eurotatoria, Philodinida, Philodinidae. The record is from the annotation of a GenBank genome assembly.
AUGCAACAAAGCAAUAGUAGCAUUAAUGGUGGUGAGAUUGUAGUUGCCAAAUUCAACUAUAAUUCACAAGAUAGUCAUGAAUUAACAAUUACCAAAAAUGAACGUCUUAUAUUGCUUGAUGAUACAUGCCUCUGGUGGAAAGUAAAACGUGUCGAUUCCGAUGAUACAGGAUACAUUCCUUCAAAUUUUGCUCGACGUGAAAAGCGUUCUUUACUCGAUAAAAUUAUUUCAAAACGUCUUGGAAAAAAAUCGAUUCUAACCAAUGGACACAACAGCGAACGUAUUAUUUCUUCGGCACUUGUUAAAUUUCGUUAUGAUGCUGAAAGCGAAGAUGAAAUUAGUUUAAACAAAGGCAUAUGGGUAAAUGUAUUACAAAAGAAAAACGACGGCUGGUGGCUUGUACAAUAUGAAAAACAGCUCGGCUGGUUUCCAUCAAAUUAUCUUGUUGAAAAAACAUCUGAGUGUUUAAAUUCUCUAUCAUUAUUAAAUCAAUUAAAUAAUCAACAUAAUUCUCCUUUCUCAUCCUCGUCGAAUUGUCUUUCAUCGUCAAGUAGUGCAAAUUCAAAUCUAGUUGAAAAUCAUAAUCAUCAACAAAUUCGUCAUAAUUCUCAUCCAUUACAUAUCAAUAAUACAAUUGAUGAAUAUGAGUUUGCUAUUAAACCAUCGAAAUUAGCUCAUUCAGACGGCAAACUUGAUACGUGUAACAAUCAUUUGAUUGAUGAGCAAAAGAUAAAUUCAUGUUCAGCAUUAAUGCAACAUAAAGAUUAUUCAUCGUCAACUUUAAUCAAUCAAUUAAAGACAUUACAAUUAAAUAACGAUUCACCUUAUAUUCAUGAAAGUUGGUACUAUGGUUUAUUGAGCCGAGAAGAAGCCGAAAAAUAUUUAAAAUUUUAUGGAAACGAAAAAGGCGAUUAUCUUAUUCGAGACAGUGAACGACGAAUUGGAAAUUAUUCUUUGAGUAUCCGCGAUGAUAUUAAUACUGUUCGUCAUUUUCGUAUAGAACUUUCUGAGGAUGGCACUCGGUAUUUAAUCGGUAAAAGGUCAUUCAAAUCAUUAAAUGAUCUUAUCGAACAUUAUAAAACUCAUCCGGUAUAUGAUGCUGAUCAAAAUAAUAAACUUUAUUUAAUUAAAUCAUUAAUUAUAUCAGAUGCUAAUCAACAAUUAUAA